UACCGUAAGUCUUAAAAAACACCUCAUAAAGUUGGCCCCACCCAACCCACACGAUUUUUACUACUUGCGUGUUUCUCAUAACAACCCCUACAUUUGCGUGUUUCUCAUAACAACCCCUACAUUUCGCUUUAUAACAACCCCAAAACUUAACUUUUAUUUAUCUCUUUCCAUUUCUAGGGUUUUUCGCUUCAAAAUUCCUCCAUAUUUUCAGUUAACUUCUCGGCUCUCAACUCAAUCCGCAUCUUCUACCGUUCAGACUUCUAUUCUGGAACUUGAAAUGGAAACGGUGUUGAAUAACACAGGCUCAGAAAAGCUGUUGCUACCUACAAAACGAAAGGCAGCAACAGAAACCCUGUCCCCUAGUAGUGUAGACAAACGGGCAGCUCAAAUGGAGCCCCACGUGAACAAAAGAUCACCUCAAUUGCAGCCCAUGCUCCGUAAACCUAAUUCUCAACGGGUCCAGACACCAAAGAAUAGAACUGCGACUCAAGAAGUCUCACCCAAGGUUCAAAAUGGGUCAUCUGAACCCGUACGUUCCAAAAUGAGAGAAACAUUAGCUGCCGCAUUAUCUGUUGGCAUUCAGAAUGAAGAAAAACCCAAUAACGAUAAUAAUAAUUCUCCAUCUGAAGCAAGUAAAGCACAUGUGGAUCCUCAGCCUGAUGUAAGCACAGAAGGGCAAAAUGGGAAAGAUGACGGGCAAGGGCCUCAGUACAACUAUGUCAUGCCUGAUGCAGAUGGUUCGUUUGGAGACACGUUUUUUGUCAAAGAUGAUCUUUUGCAGGGAAAUGGGCUUUCUUGGGCCUGGGAAGAACACAAUGGUCCUGAACCGGGCCAAAAUGGUGGUACAAACGGGAUAGAAAAUAAUGUAAAAUCACCCCAAGAAUUAGCUUCAAGAAUCGAAGCGGAGCUAUUUAAGUUAUUUAACGGGGUGAAUAAGAAGUAUAAAGAAAAAGGGAGAUCGUUAAUGUUUAAUUUAAAAGACCGUAAUAACCCUGAGCUACGAGAGAACGUUUUAUCCGGUGUCAUCUCUCCUGAACGGUUGUGUUCAAUGACAGCCGAGGAGCUUGCUUCUAAACAGCUUUCCGAAUGGCGAAUCGCAAAAGCCGAGGAACUCGAUAAAAUGAUAGUUUUACAGGAGUCCGAUGAAGACGUUAGGCGCUUGGUUAAGAAAACUCACAAAGGCGAGUAUCAAGUUGAGAUGGAACAAGACGAUGGUGUUUCGGUUGAGGUUUCCGUGGGGUCCACUUCGUUUACUAAAUUCCCGCCAAAAAAGAAGAAAACAGCACAUGAAGCGGAAGAAAAAGAAAUCUCUAUACCUGCUGAUGGGACUGAUUUCAUGCAAGAAUUGAUCGUCGAUGAAUUUAAAGACGACGGAUUUUUACCGCCAAUUGUGUCGGUAGACGAGUUUAUGGAAUCUCUAGAUUCUGAGCCUCCAUUUGAGAACUUGCCUACAGACUCCGAGACAAAACCAGACAUUGCUGUUAAAACUGAUAGUGAAAUUGUAGGUAGGGUUGACCAACCGAUAGCAGAGUCAAACGAGGCGUUAUUUGAUGUGAAAAUCAGUGACGUUUCUGUAGAAAGAAAAAGUGUUCCUGUUUCUAGUGUGGUUAUUGGAGAAAAGAUGUGGGAAGGCGAACUGCAGCUUACUAUCUCGUCAUCCGUAUCGGCUAUUGGACUGUUCAGAAGUGGUGAGAAAACAUCAACAAAGGAGUGGCCUGAUUCUAUAGAGAUCAAGGGUAGAGUGAGACUUGAUGCGUUCGAAAAGUUUCUUCAAGAACUUCCCAUGUCUAGAACCCGUGCAGCCAUGGUUGUGCAUUUUGUUUUGAAAGAUUCUUCUUCUGAGAUUCACCGCGCCAAUCUUUCCGAGGCGGUGGAUUCGUAUGUAACAGAUGAUCGGCUAGGAUUCGGUGAACCAAACGCUGGAGUCGAACUUUAUUUUUGCCCGCCUCAUACGAGGAUCAUAGAAAUGCUAUGCAAAUACCUUUCUAAAAACCAGACAGAUGUACUAAGGUUAAACGAUAACGGCUUAAUAGGUGUAGUCGUAUGGCGACGACCUCAUAUUAGCUUUAAUAACACGCCUUCGUCUUCUCAACAUAAACAUUAUAAAAAGCAUAGGAGACACGGAAAUGUAAACGCGAAUACAAAUUUAAAUUUCACUCCAAAAUCCGUCAACCGUGUGCAACCCGCUGUCGCACAGCCGAAUAAUGACGAUGAUGAUGACGAUGACGACAUACCUCCUGGUUUUGGUCCUGGGGUGGCUACUGCUGCCCAGGAUGACGAUGACCUGCCCGAGUUUAGUUUCUCUGGAAACCCCAACUCAUCCGGGCAGAGAAACCCUGCCCAAGUUGGGUUCAGGCCAAAACCGACACAAGUUGAUCCAUCCACACCUGUAGAUCAGAUGAGACAUCUUAUAUAUAGAUACGGACAGACUGCAACGGGUGAUGGUGGUGCAAAACAGAUAAAUAAACCAUGGAAUAUAGAUAAUGAAGAUGAUGACAUGCCGGAAUGGCAGCCACACCUUCACCAAAAUCUUCGCCGCCCUGAAGUGCCGCCUGUACACCACAUACAGCCGCCUUUGGCGCCGAAUAUGGUUAAUCAAGUAAUGCCACCUAUAGGACAAGUUAUGAGGCCACAAAUGACCCAACCUCAGGUUAAUGUGUUGCAAAAUAUAGUUAGAUGGCCACCACCAGCAUCAGGUCCUCCUGUUCUACCGCCUAAUGCCGUCAUAUCUGGGCCGCAAUACGUCGGGCAGUGGAGGAUGGAUGCGGCUAGGAGUAGGGGAUUUUGAUUUUUAUGGGCUUUUGUUGUAAGUUAUUUGUUGUAGUGAUCAGAAUUUUUUUUUUUUUUUUUACUUUUGUAAUGGAGAUAGCUUUACUGUUUGAAGAAACCUUUACUUUGGCGGUUAACUAAAUACUAUUGACAUUUAUAGAA
This is a messenger RNA of Helianthus annuus (common sunflower), 2931 nucleotides long. RefSeq lists its product as uncharacterized. Lineage: Eukaryota; Viridiplantae; Streptophyta; Magnoliopsida; Asterales; Asteraceae. The coding region runs from base 278 to 2788 and encodes 836 amino acids. The record is from RefSeq and is a predicted model, not a curated record. Gene Ontology annotation, biological process: DNA-templated transcription. The transcript is spliced from 5 exons. Gene Ontology annotation, cellular component: nucleus.